Molecule: messenger RNA, 2430 nt
Organism: Copidosoma floridanum
Lineage: Eukaryota; Metazoa; Arthropoda; Insecta; Hymenoptera; Encyrtidae
Product: vascular endothelial growth factor receptor 1-like
Biological process (GO): protein phosphorylation; cell surface receptor protein tyrosine kinase signaling pathway; positive regulation of kinase activity
Cellular component (GO): plasma membrane; signaling receptor complex
Molecular function (GO): transmembrane receptor protein tyrosine kinase activity; ATP binding
Source: RefSeq, a predicted model, not a curated record
AUGUCGAACACUCGAGGCUGCCAUGGACUUAAGCCUCAACUGUAUCCAAAUGUGACUGAGUUAGAAAUAAAUGAAGGAGAACUCCUAAACAUUACGUGCACAAGCAAUAGCUAUGUUAAUUUUUAUUUCCCUACCAGUGACAAAAGGGGAAGGACCACCUCUAAGCCUCUUAUAACACCAGAAGUCAGGAGUACCCACAAGACAUUCAUAAGAUUAUCAACCGUUUUUGGAGAUACUGGCUGGUAUGGUUGUGCUGAUGAAAGCAAACAAAUAACAAGUUUGACGUACAAAAACUACAGCGACCUAAGUAUCAGUUGGGUGUACGUUUAUGUUUUCGGACUGAGCGAAAAGAUCACUUUCGACUCCAAAACUGGUUUUGUCAUUAAAGGAGCAAAUUGGGAUACGACCAGUACUUCUAGAAAAGUUUCAAAUACCGUUCGAGUAGAAGAAAAAGGAAUUCAUAAUUUAGUCAAUCUCGUAACGUCUGAGCUUAUUAUUGACAAUGUUACUUACGAUGAUAGAGGUAACUACUCUUGUAAAAUAAGAUCUUCGUUUGAUGAAGAAAAGAGUCGCGAUACUUACGUUUGCGUGUUUGAUACUAACAAACCAUACAUCAAUCUUACUUCCGACAAUCUAUAUGUAGUUUCAGAGGAUGGUAAAUCAGUGACUUUUUUGGCUUUUGUUGAUGCAUGUCCAAUACCAACUUUGGAGUGGACUCACCCUCAAGGUUAUAUAAUUCGUCCCCACUCGUGGAAAGUAAUAAUGUCCUAUUACGGAACGAUGAGCCGAUUGACUCUAUCAAACAUCGAUAAAUAUGCCACGGGAACUUUUACGCUUAGAGCUAAACAUGAUAAAAUAGUAAAGGAGUUGAAAUUUUAUCUUGAAGUUUAUGGUAAGCCAGCGGUCGAGUUUGACAAAACUUACCUUCAAUCUUACUACAGUUUUAAUAAAACUGCCAAGUUUGUUUGCCUUGCCAAUCGUUAUCCUGAGUCGAAUAUAUCGUGGAUCGUAACGGAAACGUUAAUUUACAAUAAACUACAUAACUUACAGAGAAUAAAAACAGAUGUGCAAAAUAGCAAUUUUAAACAAAAGUCAACAGUAGAACUGAAACAGUUAGUAACAUCUGGUACAAUAAAAUGCAAGGCUUGCAAUAUCUAUGGGUGUGCCUCUGCGUCAAAGGAAAUUCAAUUAACAGAUGGGGUAGCUAAUGCAUCUUUUGGAAUCAUACAACCAAAUAGAAGUUUUCAGAAAGGUGACAAUAUUUCUUUAAUAUGUGCUGCUGUAAUUAAUGAUUUCUCCAUCGUCGAGUGGUAUGAUGAUAAUCGUCAAGUGGUAGUGAGCUCCGAAAGAAUACACGUUACAUCGAAGGUAACUGAAUUUACUUACCAAGCCAUUCUCACGAUCAAUAACGCCAGUCAAUCAGAUAGAAGAAAGUACUAUUGCAAAGGAACAAACAGAUACUACGGAUAUGUUGGAUAUCCUUCGCGCAAAAUACUUACAGAGUCAUACUUUCUUAACAUCAAUGAUCCACCUACUUUUACCCUUGUAAAUUUGAACACUACAGAGAGAACAGUGAUGGCAAGGGAUUUUGAGAAUCCCCUGACAUUAUUAUGCCAUGUCUGGGGGAUUCCAACUCCUAAUAUUACGUGGUCAAAAAAUAAUGUACCUCUGAAGAGUUCAUCACAGUAUACUUUUGAAGACGGCAAUCAAAAAUUAGUUAUAAGAUAUUUUUUUGAAAAAGAUGCUGGUAAUUAUUCAUGCCAUGCUAAGAACGAUUACGGAACAGUGGAACAAUCACAAAUUAUUGUUGUGAAAGAAAAAGAGACAAAAUACAAGAUAGUUAAUGAUUUCAGUGUGGUUUUGAGCGGCAGUAAUCCAAGCAAUGAGACCAGCAUUUACUGCUCAGAGGAUCGGACAUUCGUUGGCUCAAUGGAAUUUAGUGAUGAUUUUGAUGACGAUGAUUCCCAGCCAGGUUGGCGUUCUAAUUACAAAGGGGACUACGAGAAUGAAGAUGUUGCGUUUCUCUGCACUGAGGAUCUUUUUUUAUGGGCUUAUCAAGUAGCAAAUGGUAUGGAGUACCUUUCCCAAAGAAAGGUGUUACAUUGUGACUUAGCCGCAAGAAAUAUAUUAUUGGCAGAAAAUAACAUUAUUAAGAUAUGCGACUUCGGACUGGCAAAGACAUUGUAUAAAGACCAAAACUAUAAAAAGCAACACGAAGGAAAGUUUCCUGUAAAGUGGAUGGCCAUUGAGUCCAUUAGGGACGGAGUCUUUUCAACUAUGUCAGACGUGUGGUCAUUUGGUGUAGUUCUAUGGGAACUUUUCACCCUUGCAGAAAUACCUUACUUAGGUAUAGGCUUUGAGGAGAUGUAUCAGAGAUUAGUCAGGGGAUACAGAAUGGCUCAGCCUACUUAUGCCACUGAUGCCAUGUAA